Molecule: messenger RNA, 1515 nt
Organism: Carlito syrichta (Philippine tarsier)
Lineage: Eukaryota; Metazoa; Chordata; Mammalia; Primates; Tarsiidae
Gene: LANCL1
Product: LanC like 1
Exons: 9
Coding region: 64-1122 (352 amino acids)
Biological process (GO): carbohydrate metabolic process; peptide modification
Cellular component (GO): plasma membrane
Source: RefSeq, a predicted model, not a curated record
GGGAGGCUGACUCCUGAGUUCUCACAACGCCUGACCAAUAAGAUUCGGGAGCUUCUUCAGCAAAUGGAGAGAGGCCUAAAGUCAGCAGACCCUCGGGAUGGCACUGGCUACACUGGCUGGGCAGGCAUUGCUGUGCUUUACUUGCAUCUCUAUGACGUGUUUGGAGACCCUGCCUACCUCCAGAUGGCACACGGCUACGCUAAGCAAAGUCUGAGCUGUUUGACCAAGCGUGCCAUCACCUUCCUUUGCGGGGAUGCGGGGCCCCUGGCAGUGGCCGCGGUGCUGUAUCACAGGAUGAACAAGGAGAAGCAGGUGGAGGACUGCGUCACCCGGCUUAUUCACCUGAAUAAGAUUGAUCCCCAUGCCAAUGAGAUGCUGUACGGACGAAUUGGCUACAUCUAUGCUCUUCUUUUUGUCAAUAAGAACUUUGGAAUGGAAAAGAUCCCGCAGAGUCACAUUCAGCAGAUUUGUGAAACAAUUUUAACCUCUGGAGAAAACCUAGCUAGAAAGAGAAACUUCACGGCAAAGUCUCCACUGAUGUAUGAAUGGUACCAGGAAUAUUAUGUGGGAGCUGCUCAUGGCCUGGCAGGAAUUUAUUAUUACCUGAUGCAGCCCAGUCUUCAAGUGAGUCAAAUGAAGUUACAUGGUUUGGUCAAGCCCAGUGUAGACUACGUGUGCCAGCUGAAGUUCCCUUCUGGCAAUUACCCUCCCUGUAUAGACGAUAAUCGAGACCUGCUUGUCCACUGGUGCCACGGCGCCCCUGGGGUCGUCUACAUGCUCAUCCAGGCUUACAAGGUGUUCAGAGAGGAAAAGUAUCUCUCUGAUGCCUGUCGGUGUGCCGAUGUGAUCUGGCAGUACGGGUUGCUGAAGAAGGGAUAUGGGCUGUGCCACGGCGCCGCUGGGAACGCCUACGCCUUUCUCGCACUCUACAACCUCACGCAGGAUGUGAAGUUCCUGUACCGGGCCUGCAAGUUUGCUGAAUGGUGUUUGGAGUAUGGAGAACAUGGAUGCAGAACACCGGACACCCCGUUCUCCCUUUUUGAAGGAAUGGCUGGAACAAUAUAUUUCCUGGCUGACCUGCUAGUCCCCACAAAAGCUAGGUUCCCUGCGUUUGAGCUGUAAAAGGAAAGCCUAUCUCCUGCUAGUCACCGCAUGACCUUUUCUGUAUAUUCAAACCUGGCUAAGUGCUUCUGUUGCUUUUCAAGGAAACUUGAGUCAAAACUGUGUGCUUGACUUUGUUAUUAUUUUCAGAGUUUAUGUUCAGUUCGGUUCCUUUUUUUAAACAUCUACUUUUAUGUUUUACUUUUUCCAAGGAAGUCUUUUAACUUGAAUUUUACUUUCUUCCUAAAGGGAGGGUGAGUGAUAAUAUGUACAGUAUUUUGAGGUCAAAUAUGUAUAUUUGAGAACUUGGAGGAAGUUGUAUUUUUGUUUAAGUUUAUAAAUAGAACCAUCUGUUACCGUGCUAAAAAGUUUAGGAAAGCUAUAGAUAAAAAUAAAUACAUGACUAUUGUUGGA